This is a messenger RNA of Rotaria sordida, 1323 nucleotides long. The record is from the annotation of a GenBank genome assembly. NCBI's taxonomy places the organism in Eukaryota, Metazoa, Rotifera, Eurotatoria, Philodinida, Philodinidae.
AUGAAGAUUGCUGGUUAUUCAUCAGCAAUUGAACAAAUCAUCGAAUGUGUUUUCAGACCACGCAAACUGUCGACAGAAUUUCGGCGAAAAUUUAAUAUUCGAUUUAUUCGUGGUAUUGUUUUAUGGGGUCCACCUGGUACAGGAAAAACGAGUCUUGUGAAAGCACUAUGUGAUUAUUUCGGUCUCAAACCACGUAUCAUUAAUGGUCCACAACUUUUGAAUUCAUUUAUCGGCAAAUCCGAACAAGCAGUCCGACUGCUUUUUCAACGUGCCAAGAAAGAUCAACAAGAAAAAGGAGAUUCAAGUCCACUCCACGUGAUUGUCUUCGACGAAAUGGACGGUCUUUUUUCAAAGCGAACAUCAAGUGAAGGUGGAUCAGAAACACGUAAUAGUGUCGUCAAUCAAAUAUUGCCGCUAAUGGACGGAUACACUGCAUUGAAUAAUAUUAUCAUUUUCGGCACAACCAAUCGAUUGGAUAUGAUUGACCCAGCAUUACUUCGUCCGGGUCGAUUUGAAUUACAAAUAAAAAUUGGUGAAGACGAUGACUCGUCAAUUACUGAAAAUAGUCAACCAACAAAAUUCGAUAAGAUUGACGAAAAAGAAAAUUCGUUGAGUACGAAUUCUAAAAGUAAUGUGCUUUGUAUUGAUGAAAAUUCGAAUGAAUGUCCAUGUCCAAAUGAAGAUGUUCCACCAGGUGUUACACAAUCAUCAAUAGUUAUCCUUGGUUCACAUGAUAAAUCAACAUCUAUGUCACCAUUACAAACUUUAACUGAUGAAGAUUCUUCUAUAUCAUCAUUCUCAUCAGGUUGUUCAAAGGAGAACGAAUACAUCCAUUCUUCUUAUAUAUCAUUUGCUGAAGUAUUGAAAGAGAAUUAUCAAUUAAAAAAACAAAUACAAUUUUAUAAAUCUCAAUGGAUGCCAAAACCUACGGGUUCGGAAGCGCAAGCUUCUUCUAAAUUUACUCAAUCAGUUGAUGUUAUCUCAACAAAUUUCAUUAAAACAAUGGAAAAAAAAUCGAAACGUAAACGAAAAGAAGAAAAAACUCGUCGUCGUUUGAAAUUAACAAAGAAACAAUUAAAAGAAUGUAAACAUGACACUGAUAUUAGAAAAACUUGCCGAGCAAUUACAAAAUGUUUAUAUCCUGAUAUUCAUAUACAAGCUUCUAUGUCUAUUUCCGGGAUGUCAAAUCAACAAAAAUCUGAUAUUAGAGCAUAUGCUAAAAUGCUACAUCCGGAUCAACGUCAUGCUACAAGACAUUUUCUUCAUAAUGCUAUAGGCAAUGUUUUUGCUUCACAGAAACAACAACAAAAAAAUAUUAUUUAG